AUGGCAAUGUUGUUCAUUCCAUCUGCCAUCAUGAUCUCAGUCCUGGUCUCUAGUUACCUCUAUGGCUCUGUCGCUCAGUCUCUCUACAAAGAACUUCACGAGGAGAUAACCUGUGUCAUGCAACGCCGAGCUGGACGUUUGGCACGUUCGUAUGCCCAUCCAAUGCGCCCUGCACUUACAGAACCCAUUCCAAAAGCAUUGAAGCCCACACCCAAUAAAGCAAAGCCUUACCGCCCGAAGGAGUUCGCUUGCAAAAUAAAUGCUGCCAGUGGUGCUGGGAGCACAUCACAUAUUUCAGGAGGAUCAAAGUGUCCGUUCUGUCUCCACUACAUCAGCGAGUUCCGUCCCACCAAAUGUUUCAAGUUUUACCCAAACGAUACUGGCUCACCUGGAAGGUUGAGGAUAGCCGUUGAAGAUCGUUACGACGAUCGAAGCUACCCCAAUAUGUCUGAUAAUGACAGAUUCUCUUCGUCCACCGAGAACAGCUUCCUCCUAGGCCACGUGAAACAAUGUGGCAACAGCCAUCACUACACCAAAUACUAUCGGCCCGAAGCCGAACUCCAACCUCAUAUUCCCCAGGCAGUCCAGCCAGUCAGACCUCACACCCCAUCCCAUCGACUUUCAAGCCCUCCCCGACAUUUCGUCAUGCGCUCAACUGAGCUCUCUAUAAAGGACUGGGAGGUAAAGAUGCGAGGUUUGGAGGCAAAGACAAGAGAUUCGGAGGCAAAGGCGCGAGAUUUGGAGGCAAAGGCGCGAGGUUGGGAGGCAAAGGCGCGAGGUUGGGAGGCACAGGCGCGAGAUUGGGAGGCACAGACGCAAGGUUGGGAGGCAAAGACGCAAGAUUGGGAGGCAAAGACGCGAGAUUUGGAGGCAAAGACGCAAGUUUUAGAGGCAAAGACGCAAAGUUUGGAGGCAAGGAUCAGACAUCGAGCUUUGCAGUUGGCGAUAUGCAGGAUUGACGCCUCGAUGGACCUCGAUGAGGACCUUUUGAGGGACGCUGGGGUGCUUGAUGAACUCCAUAGGCAUGACGAGCUCUAA
Molecule: messenger RNA, 1038 nt
Organism: Stereum hirsutum FP-91666 SS1
Lineage: Eukaryota; Fungi; Basidiomycota; Agaricomycetes; Russulales; Stereaceae
Exons: 5
Coding region: 1-1038 (345 amino acids)
Source: RefSeq, a predicted model, not a curated record